CCCAAACGUCACUUCCGGCCGCCAUUUUGUGCCUGAGCCGGGUGAAGUCUGGAAGCGCCUGGGGCUCGGUGCUGUCGAGAGCGUCUUGCGCUGCUGCCGCCAUGACGGAUCGUUACACCAUCCACAGCCAGCUGGAGCACCUGCAGUCCAAGUACAUCGGCACGGGCCACGCGGACACCACCAAGUGGGAGUGGCUGGUGAACCAGCACCGCGACUCGUACUGCUCCUACAUGGGCCACUUCGACCUGCUCAACUACUUCGCCAUUGCUGAGAACGAGAGCAAGGCGCGCGUGCGCUUCAACCUCAUGGAGAAGAUGCUGCAGCCCUGCGGGCCGCCCGCCGACAAGCCCGAGGAGUCCUAGCCCCGCCCCUCCCUCUGCCUGCCAGGGGACAUCUCACCCCCUUCAAACUUUUGGGCCCGGCCCGGUUUCCUCAGAACUCGCCGGCCCGCAGGGAACCGAAGCCGGGAUGGACUCGGGGCGGGAGCGGCUCUCGGGAGGAGCGAGAAGAAGCUGCCUCGCCGCCGCCGGGGGUGGGAGCCUGGGCUGGCCGCGCUGGACCCUGUUUAACCCCCCUCCCAUAUCACGACCGAGCCUGGCAGAUGCAUUGAUCCGCCGCCCUGCCUCCAACAGCGGCCGUGGCCCGGGAAGGAGCCGGGACUGUGUCCGUCCCCGGGCGGGGGAACCUGGAGCCGCCGCUUCCCGACAUGGGGCCUAAUUACGAGGAAAGCACGUGUCUUUGGGGUCAGCCAGUGUGUGGCCCUCUGCUCCUAAGGGGACUUGGCCUGGACUGGAGGGACUUGGCGCGCUAUCCCUUUCCUCUGGGGCAGCUGUUUACAGCCCUACACCACACUUUGUUUAGCUGUACGUUUUUGGUUGUUUUUUAAAUGUGAAAUAAAAAUGCGUUGAGUGCUUUCAAA
Messenger RNA from Malaclemys terrapin pileata, 919 nucleotides. RefSeq names its product splicing factor 3b subunit 5 (gene SF3B5). Bases 102 to 362 code for a protein of 86 amino acids. Gene Ontology annotation, cellular component: precatalytic spliceosome; U2 snRNP. Lineage: Eukaryota; Metazoa; Chordata; Testudines; Emydidae. The transcript has a single exon. Gene Ontology annotation, biological process: mRNA splicing, via spliceosome. The record is from RefSeq and is a predicted model, not a curated record.